This is a messenger RNA of Acanthopagrus latus (yellowfin seabream), 735 nucleotides long. It is a transcript of the gene mustn1b, whose product is annotated as musculoskeletal, embryonic nuclear protein 1b. The transcript has 3 exons. The record is from RefSeq and is a predicted model, not a curated record. Lineage: Eukaryota; Metazoa; Chordata; Actinopteri; Spariformes; Sparidae. Gene Ontology annotation, biological process: chondrocyte proliferation; tissue regeneration; chondrocyte differentiation. The coding region runs from base 153 to 401 and encodes 82 amino acids. Gene Ontology annotation, cellular component: nucleus.
GUAUGGGGUCGGACUGACUCACUGGGUCCGGACCAGGACUAUAUAUAAUCUCAGGCUCGCUGGGAGACAAAGAGGCACACCAGAAAAACAACCAGCAAAUCUAUCACUGUGGAAAGAAGUGUCUUUGGAAUCAAUACACAGACCUAAUCACCAUGUCACAGCCUGGUGAGGUGAAGAAGAAGAAGCGUCCCCCGAUGAAGGAGGAGGACCUGAAGGGAGCGCGCAGUAAACUGGGACUGAAAGGCGAGGUCAAGAGUAAGACCUAUGAGGUCAUGGUUGAGUGUGAACGAAUGGGCAAAGUGGCUCCUUCUGUGUUCAGUGGGGCAAGGUCAGGGACAGAGACGGUCCUGGUCAAGUCUGCUCCUGCCAAAGCUCCUGGAGCCAGUGUGUUCAGCAAGUAGACGCCCUGCAGGAUGAACCGGACAGCGCCGAAGAAGCUCACGUUGUAGUCUUCAUGGUACUUGUUGUGUUAAUGUGUCAAUGUUCUUUUUAAAGUGGGAUUUAAGUGGGGUUGAAUGGGCUGAUUCUGUUGCAGUCGUGUAUGUUGACAUAACUGCUGUGUAAUUAGUUUUGGCAUGUUGCAGUUUGUUCAGUGAAAUACACUUGGCAUGAUGUGGCUGAUAAACAGUAGAUUAAUUAUUUGUCAGUGCCUCCAAAGAGUGAAAAAUAUUUGCUUACUUGUCCAUUUUGUACUUGAUGAUUUUUCCUAAAUAAACUAUUGUUGCCUGUAUUGAA